Molecule: messenger RNA, 1179 nt
Organism: Aspergillus niger
Lineage: Eukaryota; Fungi; Ascomycota; Eurotiomycetes; Eurotiales; Aspergillaceae
Exons: 3
Coding region: 1-1179 (392 amino acids)
Biological process (GO): pyrimidine nucleotide import into mitochondrion
Cellular component (GO): mitochondrion
Molecular function (GO): pyrimidine nucleotide transmembrane transporter activity
Source: RefSeq, a predicted model, not a curated record
AUGUUCUCUGAAGGCCAUGGCCCUUCGGGGGCUGCCAGCGGCUCUCAAGAGCAGCAGGGUACAACUUCGGACAGUUCGCCUUCGUCGACGCUUCAUGUAUCGGCCGAGUCCCCAUCCCAGCCCACUCUUCUCGAUCGCUUCGAAAUGCUCGCUACACGUGUGCCGGAUUAUUACAUCACGCCGUUCUGCGGGGCCAGUGCGGGCGUAGCCUCGGGAAUUGUCACCUGCCCUCUCGAUGUGAUCAAGACCAAGCUGCAGGCUCAGGGUGGGUUCGCGCGACGACGUGGCAAGGCGGUCGAGGCCAAAACACUGUACCGGGGCAUGCUAGGAACUGGACGAGUAAUAUGGCGGGAGGAUGGUAUUCGAGGCCUUUAUCAAGGAUUGGGUCCCAUGCUCCUGGGAUACCUGCCGACGUGGGCCGUCUAUUUGGCGGUCUACGAUCGGUCUCGGGAGUAUUUCUACGAAACAACAGAUAGUUGGUGGCUCUCACGAGGUUACGCCUCCAUAACGGCGGGCGCUUGCUCGACCCUUGCGACGAAUCCAAUUUGGGUGAUUAAGACACGACUUAUGUCACAGAGCCUCCGGUCGAGCAGCGAAGGCUACCGGGCUCCUUGGCAAUACAAAAACACAUGGGAUGCGGCCCGCAAAAUGUACAGAAGUGAAGGGAUUCGUUCGUUCUACUCCGGCCUUACCCCAGCGCUGCUGGGGCUGGCGCAUGUGGCCAUCCAGUUCCCUCUUUACGAAUAUCUGAAGAUGGCGUUUACUGGCUAUAGUAUUGGCGAACAUCCCGAUACUGGCAGCUCACACUGGGUGGGCAUUACAUCUGCGACAUUCCUGAGUAAGAGGACAUCACCGGCGGCCUCACCCGAAGAGAUCUCGUUCCGCGGCGGGAUGGAUCACCCCCAGGGUCAUAGCAGGCCCCCGGGUGCUGCUUCGUCGGACGGAAUGCCCAAUCGACCCCGGUACACGGGAAUCAUUCGCACAUGCCAGACCAUUCUGAGAGAAGAAGGCUGGCGCGCGUUCUACUCUGGGAUCGGCACGAAUCUGUUCCGGGCGGUCCCGGCUGCGAUGACUACCAUGCUCACUUAUGAGUACUUGAAGAAAACGAUUGGACACGUGCAACAUGAGGGAGAGCUGAAGUUGCAGAAGCUGGAGGCCACAUCAGACAGUGGAAUCUAA